AUGCUUUCAUCCACAUUGAGAACCGCCCGUGCUUCGCGCUCCGCCUUUGCCUCCAUCGGCGCCAUCAGAACCAAGGUCUCGUUGCCAGACUUGGACUGGGACUUCAACGCCUUGGAGCCAUUCAUCUCGGCCCAAAUCAACGAGAUCCACUACACCAAGCACCACCAAACUUAUGUCACCGGCUACAACCAGGCAAUUGAACAGGCUGCUGAGGCUAAGGCCAAGGGUGAUGUUAAGAAGACCAUCGAAUUGCAGAAGCUCAUCAACUUCCACGGUGGAGGAUACACCAACCACUGUUUGUUCUGGAAGAACUUGGCCCCUGAGAAGCAGGGUGGUGGUGAGCCACCUUCGUCUGACUCCGAGUUUGCCAAGAAGAUUGAGGAGCAGUACGGCUCUCUCGACAACUUGAAAUCCAUCACCAAUGCCAAGUUGGCAGGUAUUCAGGGUUCCGGAUGGGCCUUCAUUGUCAAGAACAAGGAGAACGGUGGCGCCUUGGAGGUGGUCACCACUGCCAACCAGGACACUGUGACCGGACCAUUGGUGCCAUUGGUUGCCAUUGACGCUUGGGAGCACGCCUACUACUUGCAGUACCAGAACGUCAAGGCUGACUACUUCAAGGCCAUUUGGAACGUUAUCAGCUGGAAGGAGGCCGAGAAGAGAUACUUGGUCAAUUAA
Sungouiella intermedia is the source of this 675-nucleotide messenger RNA. NCBI's taxonomy places the organism in Eukaryota, Fungi, Ascomycota, Pichiomycetes, Serinales, Metschnikowiaceae. The record is from the annotation of a GenBank genome assembly.